CCGCCGAGCUCGCUCGCUAGAGCGGCGGCGGGCAGGCAGGGCAGCGCCUGUAACUGGAAACCAGCGCCGGCUCCGUCACCGCGCGGCAGCUCCAUUCACUCCUAAGGUUUUGUUUCUUGGAUAUUAAGUUGCAAAACUGAAGAGAUGGCCUUUCUUGCAGUGCACGUGUUGAUUGGGAUAUUUAUUUACUUUAGCAGUGUAAAAGGAUCUUCCCAGCCUCAAGCAAGGGUGUUCCUAACGUUCAAUGAGCUGCAAGAAACUAAAACCUCUGAAUAUCACAGAAUAUCCCACAGUCCCCUGGAUUACCGGAUAUUAUUAAUGGAUGAAGAUCAGGAUCGGAUCUACGUGGGCAGUAAAGAUCAUAUUCUGUCUUUGAAUAUUAACAAUAUAAGCCAGGACCCUCUCAGUAUUUCCUGGCCAGCAUCAGCAAACAAGGUUGAAGAGUGCAAAAUGGCUGGCAAAGAUCCUACACAUGGCUGUGGAAACUUUGUGCGUGUGAUACAGUCGUACAACCGCACACACCUGUACGUCUGCGGCAGCGGCGCCUUCAGCCCCGUGUGCGUGUAUGUCAACAGGGGACGCAGGUCUGAGGAACAAAUCUUCAAGAUCGACUCCAAGUGUGAAUCAGGAAAAGGACGCUGUUCUUUCAACCCCAACGUGAACACGGUGUCUGUUAUGAUCAAUGAAGAGCUUUUUUCAGGAAUGUAUAUUGAUUUCAUGGGGACAGAUGCAGCCAUUUUUCGGAGUCUGACCAGGAGGAAUGCAGUGAGAACUGACCAGCACAACUCCAAGUGGCUAAGUGAGCCAAUUUUUGUGGAUGCUCAUGUUAUCCCAGAUGGCACUGACCCCAAUGAUGCCAAAAUCUACUUCUUCUUCAAAGAGAGACUCACAGACAACAGCGGCAGCACAAAGCAAAUUCAUUCAAUGAUUGCAAGAAUAUGCCCAAAUGACACAGGUGGUCAACGGAGUCUUGUGAACAAGUGGACAACAUUCUUGAAAGCAAGACUUGUGUGCUCCGUGAUGGAUGAAGAUGGAACAGAAACGUAUUUUGAUGAAUUAGAGGAUGUGUUUCUUUUAGAGACAGAUAACCCCAGAACAACGCUUGUGUAUGGAAUUUUUACAACAUCAAGCUCCAUAUUUAAAGGCUCAGCCGUGUGUGUGUAUCAUCUGUCUGACAUCCAGACCGUGUUCAAUGGGCCAUUUGCACACAAGGAGGGCCCAAACCACCAGCUGAUUCCAUAUCAGGGCAGAAUUCCGUACCCGCGACCUGGCACCUGCCCGGGAGGAGCCUUCACACCUAAUAUGCGGACAACAAAAGAGUUUCCAGACGAUGUUGUGACCUUCAUUAGGAAUCACCCUUUGAUGUUUAAUCCCAUUUACCCAAUACACAAGAGGCCGUUAAUCAUCCGCAUAGGAGCCGACUACAAGUAUACAAAGAUUGCUGUGGAUCGAGUGAAUGCUGCUGAUGGAAGAUACCAUGUCUUGUUUCUUGGAACAGAUCAAGGAACUGUACAGAAAGUUGUUGUCCUACCCACGAACUUCUCUGCAAGUGGAGAACUCAUUUUAGAAGAGUUGGAAGUUUUUCAGAGUAAUUCUCCUAUAACAACAAUGAAGAUUUCAUCUAAAAAGCAACAGUUGUACGUGAGCUCAGAUGAAGGGGUCACCCAGGUGUCCCUCCAUCGCUGCCACAUCUACGGGACCGCCUGUGCCGACUGCUGCCUGGCCCGAGAUCCCUACUGCGCCUGGGAUGGCAACUCCUGCUCCAGGUUUUAUCCCACAGGAAAAAGGAGGAGUCGCAGGCAAGAUGUGAGACAUGGAAACCCUCUGACUCAGUGCCGAGGUUUCAACCUGAAAGCAUAUAGAAAUGCUGCAGAAAUAGUUCAGUAUGGAGUGAAAAACAACACCACCUUUCUGGAAUGCACACCUAAAUCUCCUCAGGCUUCUAUUAAGUGGCUGCUACAGAAAGACAAUGACAGGAGGAAAGAGGUCAAGCUGAAUGAGAGGAUCAUAGCUACUGAGCAAGGACUCCUCAUUCGCUCUGUGCAGGACAGUGACCGGGGGCUUUACCACUGCAUCGCGACGGAGAACAGCUUCAAGCAGACCUUGGCAAAGAUCAACUUCAAGGUGUUGGAUUCAGAGAUGGUGGCCGUCAUGACUGACAAGUGGUCCCCUUGGGCCUGGGCCAGCUCAGUGCGAGCACUGCAGUUCCACCCAAAGGACUUUGUGGGAGCUUUCAGCCACUCCGAGAUGCAGAUGAUUAACCAGUACUGCAAAGACAGCAGACAGCCAAGUCAGCAGAGGGAAGAAUCCCAGAAGAUGAGAGGUGACUACAGCAAACUGAAGGCCCUCAUCAAUAGCAGGAAAAGCAGAAAUAGAAGGAAUCAAUUACCUGGAUCUUAAUUUUAUUUUAUAGUAAUAGGUAUCUUUCUCCUCACUGUAGGGGGCUUAUAUUUGUCUGUUGAGAACAAAUUUGAGCAAAUAUGAUAAAAAAAUUAAAUGAAAAGCCAACAAGCCUUGGAAAAGAUCUCUCUCCCAAUGAAAUGCAGUGUAACUUAUCUAAAGAAAAUAACGUAGAGCAUUUUUUUUCCUAGAUGCUUACUGACACUAGGCUGG
This is a messenger RNA of Manacus vitellinus (golden-collared manakin), 2613 nucleotides long. It is a transcript of the gene SEMA3C, whose product is annotated as semaphorin 3C. Gene Ontology annotation, biological process: positive regulation of cell migration; negative chemotaxis; axon guidance. The record is from RefSeq and is a predicted model, not a curated record. Lineage: Eukaryota; Metazoa; Chordata; Aves; Passeriformes; Pipridae. The coding region runs from base 145 to 2400 and encodes 751 amino acids. Gene Ontology annotation, molecular function: semaphorin receptor binding; chemorepellent activity. The transcript has 18 exons.